Messenger RNA from Oreochromis aureus, 2055 nucleotides. RefSeq names its product ribonuclease inhibitor-like. The transcript has 6 exons. Lineage: Eukaryota; Metazoa; Chordata; Actinopteri; Cichliformes; Cichlidae. Gene Ontology annotation, molecular function: protein binding. The coding region runs from base 272 to 1525 and encodes 417 amino acids. The record is from RefSeq and is a predicted model, not a curated record.
ACAGAUCUUUAAAGAGGAGAGAGGACUGUACCAGGACAAGGUGUUCUGCUUCAUCCAUCUGAGUGUUCAGGAGUUCCUGGCUGCUCUUCAUGUUCAUCUGACCUUCACCAACUCUGGAGUCAAUCUGCUGGAAGAGGAACAAACAACCUCCACGAAGUCUGAAACAAGAGAAUCUGCAGAGAAACACUUCUACCAGAGUGCUGUGGACAAGGCUUUACAGAGUCCAAAUGGACACCUUGACUUGUUCCUCCGCUUCCUCCUGGGUCUUUCAAUGCAGACCAAUCAGACCCGCCUACGAGGCCUGUUGACACAGAGAGAAGGUAGCUUAGAGUUCAUUCAAACUCUCCUACGAGGCUUGUCGAUAGUAAUAGGAAGUAGCUCACAGACCAAUCAUGAAACAGUCCAGUACAUCAAGAAGAAGCUCAGUGAGAGUCUGUCUGCUGAGAAAAGAAUCAAUCUGCUCCACUUUCUGAAUGAAAUGAAUGAUCGUUCUAUAGUAAAGCAGAUGCAACAAUUCCUGAGGUCAGGAAGUCUCUCCACAGAACAACUGUCUCCUGUUCAGUGGUCAACUCUGGUCUUCAUCUUACUGUCAUCAGAAAAAGAUCUGGAUGCGUUUGACCUGAAUAAAUACUCUUCCUCAGAGGAGGCUCUUCUGAUGUUGCUGCCAGUGAUCAAAGACUCCAACAAAGCUUUUUUGAGCAGCUGUAACCUCUCAGAGGAAGGCUGUAAAGAUUUGCUGUCAGUCAUCAGCUCCCAGUCCUGUAAUCUGAGAGAGCUGGACCUGAGUACCAACACCCUGCAUGAUUCAGCAGUAAAGCUUCUGUCUGCUGCAGUGGAUAGUCCAUACGCCAAACUGAAUAUUCUGAGACUCAAUGUUUGUGAACUCUCAGAAGAAAACUGUAAAGCUCUGUCCUCAGUUCUCAGCUCUCAGUCCUCUAGUCUGAGACAGCUGGACCUGAGUAUCAGAAACCUGCAGGAUUCAGGAGUGAUACUUCUGUCUGCUGGACUACAAAGUUUAAAAUAUAAACUGAAUACUCUGAGACUGAGUGGCUGUAACCUCUUAGACAGAAGCGUUCAAGCUCUGUCCUCAGUCUUCAGCUCCCAGUCCUCCAGUCUGAGAGAACUGGACCUGAGUAACUGUGACCUACAGGAUUCAGGAGUGAAGCUUCUGUCUGCUGGACUAAAGAGUUCACAGUGUGCAGUGAAAACUCUCAGUCUGUCAGGCUGUCUGAUCACAGAGGAAGGCUGUACUUCUCUGGCCUCAGUUCUGAGCUCCAAACCCUCCCAAGUGAGACAGCUGGACCUGAGCUACAAUGAUCCUGGAGACUCAGGAAUGAAGCUGCUGUGGGCUGGAGUGAAGGAUCCAGGCUGGAGACUGAACAUUCUCAGGGUGGAGCCUGCUGGAGUCCAGUGGUUGAGACCAGGUCUGAGGAAGUGUAAGUGUGUUUUUAAUGUGUUUCAUGAAAACAAAGCAGCACACAUUCAACCAUCUUCAAACUGUAACAUCACUCAUUCACGUCUCUGAUGUCAGCAGUGUUGGGUAAGUUACUUUAAAAAAGUAAUUAAUUACUAAUUACUUAGUCAAUAUUGUAUCUAAUUACUGUGUCAGAAAAGUAACUUAAUUACUAAAUAAGUGAUUUAACUAAAUACAUCUUAAAAUCCAUAUAAACCUUGAGUGGGCAAGCAAUAGAAAUUAAACUCUUUAAAUAAUAAAUAAUUUUUUUUAAAGACGUAGACUUUACAGUACGCAGCGGUAGCAUGUCUUCCACAAUGUAGCCUGCAGUCAUUUUUUAAGCUCACCUUCAGACGCUUUCUGUGCUGCUGAAGUAAAAUCAAGUUUUGCCUGCUUAGCAGGAGUUGCCGCGGUGUUAUCCAUGGAUGAUGAACAAGGAUCACUCAGAAGUGUUCGUCUAUGCUCUCGUGUCAGGCGCUUCAGUAGAUUACUCGUGCUAUUAACAGCAUCCGAUAGUUUUUUCUCCCCAGGACAUAGCUUACAUAUUACUGUAAUAUACUUGUCUGCUUGUUUCAGAAAAGUGAAGAGAUGGGAAUAUGUCC